AGGUCUAUAAAGUGACGAGGAACUCGUCUGAGGACAACAUUCACUCGGCGAGUUCCUAACUAUUACUCUCUCACAAAAUGUGGCUACUCGUAUUAACAGGACUGCUGGCCGUCGCUGCGGCUGGAAAGGAAAACGAUCCCGCGAAAAUCGCGGCGGUCGAGAAGACGACGUCAGCCAAGGCCGACGAUCUCGUGCUCCUCGAGAUCGAUGUGAAAGGACCCGCCAAACGUUCGCCGAUUUCCGCAUCCGCCGUCUACGGUGCAUCGCCGAGUCAAUUCGUCAUCCGACACGGUGACGAGUCUCAAGAGCUGACGCCCGAGUACCUCGGACUACUUCAGCAGUACACGCAGACGACCCAUCAACAGCCGCAGCCUCAGCAGUCCCAAGCAACGGCUCAACGUCGUCCAUUGCCGGCUUACGCCAGGCAACAACAGCAGCUCCAACAGGCCUAUCAAAAUUCCAGGGUACCGGCCGUAGCCCCGCCGAGGCCCAGGGCUCAACUCCAUCCGCAAGCUCUCGCCCAGGCCGAGGCCGCCGCCCAAAUUCAGGCCCAAAUCGACGCCCAGUCCCGCGCGGAAGCUCUGCAAGCCGCGAGAUUGCCUCCCGGUCACCAGGCGGCCGGAGCUUACGUGGACCCAAAAUUGGGUACUUUCGAACAGGAGCUUUUGCAACUGGUUUCGGCUAAUCAGGCGCAGGAGUUCAAGCUCGUGGCCGCUCAGCAGGGAAGACCGAGGUACCUGGAUCAACAACAGUCGCUCGCUUAUCAGGCCCAAUCGGCCGCCUACGUUCCCAAGGGUGGGCAGGAAGCUCUGCAGUUGCCGGAACAAUACCACGUAGAAACUACGGGGGGUAGGUACGGUCAUCAGCAGGUCGCUCAGCCGGCUGCUUAUCAGGGCGACGAGGUCGCCGUUCAGUAUCAGAGUCAGACGCCGAGGUACCAGAGCAACGCCGCGAAGCCGUUCAGACCGUCGGCCAGAUACCCGGAGCCUCAGGACCACGGCCACAUAGUUUCCCUGAAACAGGCCGAGGCUCAGGCGAUCGCUCAAGCUCAGGCUGAGGCCCAGGCGCAAGCUCUGGCCUUCCAGAGGAUAAGCCAGGCGUCGCACAACAAGCACCAGCAGGACGCCUUGGAACAGAUACGCGUGAACAACGAACAGCACAGACAGGCUACCGCGCUGGAGGAGAGCAGGGUCAGGGAGGAACAGCAGAGACAACAGACCACCGCUCUCGAGCAGAUUCGUCACGGUUCGCAGGUGAGCGAGGCGGGUCAGGCCCAUCUGAUAGCUCAGGCUGAGGAACAGGCCCAUCCGAGACCCGUGGAUCGCGAGGCCCAGCUGAAAGCUCAGCUGAAGGCGCAGGCCCACGCGGAGGCCGCGGCGGCGAGGAGGGCGCAGGAGGCGGCCGAGUACAAAGCUCACGCCGACGCCAUACUGAACUUGCAGGCGCAGCAGCAGGCCCACGUGAAAGCUCAGGAGGAGGCCCACAAGAACGCUCUGGCCCUCGAGAGGAACCAGCUGAGGGCCCAGGUCCACGCCCAGGCCCUGGCCAACGCUCAGGCCGAGGCAAUAUACAGACACCAGCAGCAAGCCAGGGCUAAAGCUCACAGCGAAGCUCAGGCCGCGGCCAGGGCCCAGAGCGAAGCGAGGAAGAACGACCCGGAACACACGCCGGUCGUUCAGUACCUGCUGCCGACUUCCGUUCCGCUACCGCCGCCGAACAGUUACUUCAACAGCGAGGAGGUGCAGAAGUACGCCACUUCGGCGUCCUCCUACGUACCGAGAUCGGCCCCGAAGAACGCUGGUGCUUCGACCGAGGAACAGGCGUACGCGCAGCCCCCCGUAAACCAACCGAGACAGGCGUACAAGUACAAAAAUCAGGCCCAAUCUUCGAUUUACGUGUCGCAGUCGGGAUUGGCCAAGAAAGCGCCGAUAAAGAGUCUCACGAUAGAGGAGAUCAUCGAGCAAGAUCAGCAGAACAGUCCACAGGUGGUUAGAUUGCCGAAUUUGAGCGGACCGCAAUCUUUGACGCAGGAGGACGUCGCGGCUUUGAUAAGCGCCGGUUAUUCCGUGACUCCGGUACCUUCGGCGAAACCGGCCCAGCGUACCUCGGGAUACGGCGACGAGGCGGCCGGUUAUUACGCGAAAAAACAACGCAGUCCUACGGCGGCUAGGGGGGGCGAUUACGUUAGCUACGACGAGAUUCAAUCGGCCGUACAACAGCAGAGAAGACCGUUGAGGAAACAGAAAAUUCAUCAGGUUCAGGAAUAGGAAAGAGAAAUGGGGAAAAAAGAGGGAAAAAGGAAAUGCCGGAUGCGAUGUAUAGGGAAAAUUGUUGUAACCGUCGUAAUUAUACCCAAAGGCGUUGAUGGGGUAUCUGAUUUAUUUGCUUGUUUUUUUUUUUUGGUCUCUUUUCUAGUUUCGAAAGAAAGUAACGAAAUUUUUUACGUUCGAGCGGAACACGACGCCUUUGGACUAUAAUGGGUUAUACAUCGUUCUAUUAUAUAUAUAUUAUAAACGAAACGCUAAACUAUCGCCGAUAUUAUAUGAUAUAUCAAUUACAUAAAUCACACGCACUCGGAUUAGCGUAAAGCCGGAGUUUCCAGAAGUCGCGAUUAAUCAUCGAAACUUUCGAAUAUCAGAAGCGUUGAAAAUCGAACGAAUAAAUUUACCGAGGUGCGCCACUCGAUUUUAAUGCGAUCAUCGUGAAACGGGGGGAACAGAAAAAAAAGUAAUUCAUAAAAAAUCUCAAAGAUUUGUGAGGGGGG
This is a messenger RNA of Athalia rosae (coleseed sawfly), 2764 nucleotides long. Its product is annotated as polyglutamine-repeat protein pqn-41. Lineage: Eukaryota; Metazoa; Arthropoda; Insecta; Hymenoptera; Athaliidae. The record is from RefSeq and is a predicted model, not a curated record. The transcript has 3 exons. The coding region runs from base 78 to 2267 and encodes 729 amino acids.